UUAUGACAAUUACAAACCCUGGAGCAAAUUGUUAUCUUCUUCCUUCCUUCCAUCCAAAAACAGACAGACAGACAGGUUAAUGAUGCAGCAGGGAAGCGGUGCUCCUCCUCCUCGUCCUAUUGGAUUAGGAGGAGCAAGAGGUGAAAAAGGAAAGAAGAAGCUACCGAGCCCAAAGGAAAUGGUGGCACACUACGAGUCCAAAGGGAUGCAGCCGCAGGAAGCUUCUCUUAAAGUCAUCGACGACCUCCAGAAUCUUCUGCUGAGGGUCGUCACCACCAAGAAGACCAACGACAUCAACAAUCACCACCUACUCAGGCUCGAGUCCAAGUUGGACUCUAAGCCUGGAUACCCACAGACCCUAGCCAUCGGUGUCGUCUCUGGAGCCGUCGUUCAUGCCUUGCCUCACCUCGCGAGUAUCUGGAAUUAUGUCCGAUCCUCUACUUCUUCUUCUUCUUCUUCUGGGUGAGAUGUAAUUUGAACGAUUUUCAGUUAAUGCUACUUGCUAAAAACAUCUAUCUUCAUGAUUACAUGUAUGUACAAUACAUUUCUUAGAUAAGUCAGUCCUCUUCGAAUUCAACACAAUAGGUUAAGAUUUU
Molecule: messenger RNA, 596 nt
Organism: Helianthus annuus (common sunflower)
Lineage: Eukaryota; Viridiplantae; Streptophyta; Magnoliopsida; Asterales; Asteraceae
Exons: 1
Coding region: 80-466 (128 amino acids)
Source: RefSeq, a predicted model, not a curated record